Molecule: messenger RNA, 1332 nt
Organism: Wyeomyia smithii (pitcher-plant mosquito)
Lineage: Eukaryota; Metazoa; Arthropoda; Insecta; Diptera; Culicidae
Exons: 1
Coding region: 1-1332 (443 amino acids)
Source: RefSeq, a predicted model, not a curated record
AUGCCAAUCAUACCUCGUUUCCAGCGGCCAAAGUGCAAAGCGGUGGAAGGAACAGCAGGGUUCUCUGACCACCGCAUGCUGCUACUGACGGUACGUCAUCGUCAACCGAAUGCAAGAACGGAAACCCCCCGUGCCACAGAAAGCGAAUUCAACGUUAACACCAAGGAUGGAAGGGCCGGAAAAAUUGGACAACCGAACUACCGAGUCUCUCUUCUGACAACCGAUCCUGCAGCAGAAGAACGCUACUCUAAAGUACUUACCAGGAAAUUAGAUAUCCAAAAUGACGGCACUGUAGGCAGCACAAACCAGUUUAUCCAGUCUAUCAUAACUGCCAUAUUAGACACUGCGUCAACCACGCUGAAUGGAUCCACGUCCCCAUCAACUCCCAGAAGAAGGAAAUGCGGUCGCGACGUUGAAAAGGUUCAACGUGAGCUGCUAGCGAACAGAAACGAUGCAGAACUCAAAAGAAAGUACCGAGAUGCACGAAAAAGGAAAAGCAAAGCGUACGAAAACCACCAGGAAGAGAAAGUUAAGUUGUUCUUCGAAAACAUAGAAAACUUUCCAGUUUUAGAAAGACUCCGUUUAACAUUUCGUUACUUAAAACGUCAUCGCCGCAAAAUCACGCAAGGUGCAUCAACGUAUAUCCCAAUCCAAAGGUGGGAGGAGAAACUACAAUCCAGCGCAAGUCAAGCGGAAGUGGUAUUGCUUCCAGAGCCGACUCCACCACCAAUUAACUCAGGCCCAACGUGGCAUGACGUAGAACGCCUCAGCUUGACCCUACGUAACGGCACAGCUACGGGUGUGGACGCGGUACGCCCGGAGUUACUGAGAUAUGGGCCCGAAAGUCUACAUCGACGCAUCCAUGAAAUUUUGAAGCAAAUAUGGCAACAAAAUGAAGCGCCUCCUCGGCUAUUAGAGACUGUCCAAAUACCUAUUCCCAAAAACCCUCGACCCAAAAACGCAGACGAGUAUAGACGCAUCACCCUCUGUUCCGUUAUUUAUAAGAUAUACGCCAGAUUCCUGCUGGAACAGCUUGAAAUAUAUCUUGGAGACGUUGACAACUACCAGUUUGCGUAUCACAACAACAGGAGCGCCGAGGACCAAAUAUUCAUCGUACGCCAAAUGCUGGACGAGCGAUGGCGCAAAGGUAGAACCACGUAUAUCGUUUCGCUGGACCUACGGCAAGCAUUCGAUACCAUCGAUCUACGCGUGAUGCCAGAGACAUUAUCGAGGUUGGGCGUGCCCCCAUACUUGAUAAACAGAAUCGUAUCCGCAUGUCUCACCGAACGUACCUCGCUCCAGUGGUUCGGGCAAAGAACUGAAACACAAUAA